ACGCAUUUCCACCGGAUAAUUUCUCAACUAAUUAUUACUAUGGCUACUUUAGGUUCUUGUUGCACUGAAAAAAUCUUACACGAAGGUACUCCUGCUGGAUCCUACUCCACUGUUCACGGUCUCGAUACCUAUGUCACCGGGGACGUUACCAACAAAAAGAUCCUCGUGAUUAUUACCGAUAUAUUUGGGUACAAGCUCAACAAUGUUCUUUUACUUGCAGAUCAAUUGGCCAAACUCGGCGGUUACAAGGUGUUGAUUCCUGACAUUUUUGACGGUGACAUAUUUGUUGCCGGCAAUGACGUCCAGGCCUGGUUCCCCAAACAUCUGGAAUCUAUCGUUGCUCCUAUCAUCAACGACUUCUUGAAGAAGUUGAAAGAGGACGAAAAACCCACCUUCUUGGGCGGAAUUGGGUACUGCUUUGGUGGAAAGUACGUAAUGCAGCACUUGUCCAAAGACGGGUACUUUGACGCCGGGGCCACUCCUCACCCAUCUCUUGUGGUAACUGCAGACGUGGAAGCAAUUGAAAGACCCCUUUUGAUUUCCACUCCUUAUGCCGACCAGAUGUUUGGCAAUGACCUUAGACGUGAGACUGAGGACAUCUUGUCCAAGAAAGAGGGCCUCAAGUGGGAAAUCACUCUUUUCUCCGGAGUCACCCACGGUUACUCUGUCAGAGGAGAUAUUUCCCAACCUCAGAUCAAGUAUGCCAAGGAGAAGACUGUCAUGGACCAGUUGGCUUUCUUUGCCAACUGUCAGUAGGAGAUACAAUCCAGUAGAUAUAGCUGUUAUUUACAUGGCUUAACCUAGAUAAGCCAAUAGACUAAAUCCUUCUAUCGCCGGUUUGUCCAUUGUAAAA
Molecule: messenger RNA, 853 nt
Organism: Yamadazyma tenuis ATCC 10573
Lineage: Eukaryota; Fungi; Ascomycota; Pichiomycetes; Serinales; Debaryomycetaceae
Source: RefSeq, a predicted model, not a curated record